Molecule: messenger RNA, 2218 nt
Organism: Sphaeramia orbicularis (orbiculate cardinalfish)
Lineage: Eukaryota; Metazoa; Chordata; Actinopteri; Kurtiformes; Apogonidae
Product: LIM homeobox transcription factor 1-beta.1-like
Exons: 8
Coding region: 1-1197 (398 amino acids)
Biological process (GO): neuron differentiation; regulation of transcription by RNA polymerase II
Cellular component (GO): nucleus
Molecular function (GO): RNA polymerase II transcription regulatory region sequence-specific DNA binding; DNA-binding transcription factor activity, RNA polymerase II-specific
Source: RefSeq, a predicted model, not a curated record
AUGGAAAUUGCAACAAGUGUGGAGUGUGAGGAAAGGCGCAGUCGCUCCGCUGCGUGUUUAAAGAUGCUGAAUGAUAUUAAAAUAGAAGACUGUGUGCGGACUGAUGCCAGCGCUCUGGAUGCGAUGAUCGACGCCGACUCCUCUCCACAGGCCGUGUGCGAGGGCUGCGCGCGGAUCAUCUCGGACCGCUUCCUGAUGCGGGUCAACGACGCGUCCUGGCACGAGGGCUGCCUGCAGUGCGCCGCGUGCCAGCAGCCUCUCACCGCCACCUGCUACUUCCGGGACAAAAAAGUCUACUGCAAGGCGGACUACCAACAGUUGUUUGCCACUAAGUGCAGCGGCUGCCUGGAAAAGAUCGCACCCACAGAGUUUGUGAUGCGAGCUCUGGACAGCGUUUACCACCUGAGCUGCUUCUGCUGCUGUGUUUGUGAGCGGCAGCUGUGCAAAGGAGACGAGUUUGUCCUGAAGGACGGACAGCUGCUCUGCAAGACGGACUACGAGAGGGAGAGAGACCUGCUGAGCACCGUGAGCCCAGACAGCUCAGACUCAGAUAAGAGUGACGAUGAGGAGCUGGAUGUGAAGUCGGAGAAGUGUCCUGUGGGUCAAGGAAAGGGCAGCGAGGACAGUAAAGACCCCCGACGGCCCAAACGACCUCGUACCAUCCUCACCACCCAGCAGAGGAGAGCGUUCAAGGCCUCAUUUGAAGUGUCCUCCAAACCCUGCAGGAAGGUGAGGGAGACGCUGGCAGCAGAGACGGGCCUGACUGUUCGUGUGGUCCAGGUCUGGUUCCAGAACCAGAGGGCAAAGAUGAAGAAGUUAGCCCGCAGACAACAGCAACAGCAGGAGCAACACAACAGCCAAAGGCUAGGCCAAGAAGUGCUAUCGGGCUGCAUGGAGGGUCUGCUCACUUCGUUCUCGGGGCCUGUCCCUCGAGGCCAGCAGCAGCUGAUGAGCAUGGACCACAACAGCUACAGCACAGACUCGUUCCAGCAGGGCCUCACCCCUCCACAGAUGCCUGGGGACCACAUGAACCCCUACGGCAGUGACUCCAUUUUCCAUGACAUUGACAGUGACACCUCUCUGACGAGUCUAAGUGACUGCUUCAUGGCUACCCCAGAUGUGGGCUCGUUGCAGGCCAGGGCAGGGAAUCCCAUCGACCGCCUGUACUCCAUGCAGAGCUCGUACUUCGCUUCCUGAGAUGGCUGCCACUCCCCCCAAGUCACAUGACCUCCCUGGAUACAGACACUGAGCUCACAUCUGUGCAAACAUGAGGUACACAGGCUGCAAAACUGCCCUGCAAGAUGUACAGUAAAUCUCUGGGCAGGGAUUUAGGACUGCAGCAGAGGACACACCAAAUACACCCAACUGACCUCCACCAGCCAAAGGACAGAGGAAGCACAAAACUACAGCCCCAUGUGCACCCCACUGUCCGUAAAGACAUUUAACGCAGUAGAUUGUCCACAGGGUUAUUGUUAAUGACAAAAUAAAUGUCAAUAAUUGUACAGAUAUUCCUGCAAAAAAUGUUAGUGUUAUGAAAAUUGGAAAACGUUCAUUAAAUUUGAGCCUUUGAACAUCCACCCUAUUGAUGGAACUGUAUUCAUAACCAAAAGAUCAUGGGACUAGGAUUAGGUUUAGGUUUAUAUUAGAGUAUGUGUGAGGCCAAAAUGCACAUUACACUUCAUUUGAAAGGGAAAAUCUUCUAAAACACAACCUAAACUAUAGCAUUUGUAACUUUGCCCAAAUGUGACCCUUACACUUAAAAGGGUGAUGGUGGAUAUUUAGAGGUUAUAAGGGUAAGAUUGUUCAAACUGUGUCAUUAGGUUUUCUAUAUUCUAUAUUUCUCUAUAGAUAAUACAACACUGAACAUGUUUUUUCAGUUCAAAGGUUGAAGCAAAUCCAUUUUUAAUCCACUUCAGUUCUGAAAGUGAAAAGUCAGAACACUGAUCGAUACCUGUUGAUGAAUGUACAUAGUGUAUUAUAUGUAGUUACUGUUCUUCAGACACAUCCAAGUUGCAUGUUAGGACAGAAGACUAUUUAUUUAUUUCUCUACAACAUGCUGAUAUACAGUAAAUAUGACUUUUUAUUUAAAAAAGAAAGCAUCAGCCCAUUGUGAAAUCAUAAACAAACACAUCCUAAUUCUUUCCUGGUUUGAAACUGCUAUUUAUCAUAUUUGUGUUGUUUAAAUGGGUCUUUAAAUUAGUGUUGCUAUUUAUUUUUC